AUGCUCACCUAUCUCUUUGUCUAUAUCCUCGGUGUUCUUACCUUCAUCCCUCUCGUCGUCCUCAUUUCCGCAGUAUGCGUCGCAUACGCAUGGUACACCUCCGUACCUCUCCCGUUGAACCCCGUAUCCUCCUUACCAGGUGAGAUGCCCGUCUCAGCCAAAAAGGAGGUGCAAGAAGAGGACAAAGAGCAAGAAUCGAUGGCCGCGCGGCAGAGGGACGACCUUACUACAGACUUGCUCGAACGGGAAGCUCUCCUCGGCCCUGUUGCCAGAGACAUGCGGGACGACGUUCCUGGUGUACGGAUCCGGUCGGGUUGGCUGACGGUGCGCAACACUUAUACACCUCUUGCACCACCGUCUUCCUACGUCUCCUACGUUGUCUCUUCCUACCGGUCACUCACUGCCAGGCACCCACAACCACGAAACUCUGCUACUGCCGACCCUCAGGCGCCUAGGGACCGCUUUUUCGCACAAGUGAAGGGCACGGUGUUGUUCUUGUACGAAGACGAGGAGUGCCUCGAUAUCUGGGCAGCGCUGGAUUUGGGGAGGUACGACGUGCGCAUCGAGGGUGCUGAGGGAGGGGGAGAGGAGGCGAGACGCGCCAUCAUGGAUGGAGAACUAUAUGCGAAAAGGCAUGCGAUCGUCCUUCGCAGGAAGGCGGUGGAGGGGACCCUACCUAGCGAAGGGACAACAGACUCGGAGAGUGCAAGCGCGGAGAGGAGCGAGAAGGAGAAGGCGGAGAAGAGCGAGAGCGAGUCGCUCCUCUUUCCACCCAAACGGCCAGAUAGCUCUCGCCGAGCAAGCAGCACGAGUAAUACCAGCAGCACGAGCAAGAACGACUCUUCGGACGUUUACCCGCCAUAUUUCAUCUUCCUUCGCUCGAACACGCAAAUGGAAGACUGGUACCUAACGCUACAGACCCUCUCGCAACCACACGCGUCCUCCCUCCUUCCUUUACAACCCGCGAUCUACUCCGAAUCGGACAUGGACGUUCUACUCUCCUCCAUCGACGCCCUCCCCGAACACAUACCCACCCGAUGGCUCAACGCCCUCCUCGGCCGGCUCUUCCUCUCCUUCUACCGCACCGCUGCGCUCGAAGAGUUCGUCAUAAGCCGGAUGAUGCGCAAGUUGUCCAAAGUCAAACGCCCUAGUUUCCUCAAAGAAGUCGUCGUACGGGAAGUGAACCUCGGCAGUCGGCCACCCACAGUGAGCAAGCCGAUGCUGAAGAGCCUGACCCGCGCAGGCGAAGCGAGCGUCGAGGCGGCGAUCUCUUAUCAAGGGGAGAUUCGUAUUACCCUCGAAGCGGUGGCUGCGCUUUCUCUAGGGAGCAAGUUCCGCUCCUAUCAAGUCAAACUCGUCCUCGCCGUCGUCCUCCGCUCCCUGGAGGGAAACAUGUUACUAAAGAUCAAGGAGCCCCCAAGUAACAGGAUCUGGUAUGGGUUUACCGCUAUGCCGAAGAUGGAACUCGAGGUCCUGCCGGUUGUGAGCGAACGCCAGAUUAAAUGGAGCAUGAUCUUGAAGCCUAUUGAGGCUCGUUUAAGAGAAAUCAUCCAGGAAUCUGUCGUCGCCCCGAAUAUGGACGAUAUCCCCUUCUUCGACACCAGCGCUCUGCCCGCUCGAGGUGGCAUUUGGGCCGACAGCGCAAGGAAGGAGAAACAUAUUAUAGGCCUUGCUGCUGGACCCGUGGUCGAGAGCUCCCAACGUACAGAGAUGGAGGGGCUCGAGCCUGCCCUUGUAGGGACAGAGAAUGGGGAGCUAGCCUCUAGUCCAGAAAAGUCCGACCGGUGGGCAAACGCCCCCUCGCUGCUGAGGAGCGAAACGCGUUCAAGCGCUACUUCAGUGCCUUUGUUAGGCCUUUCCGAGCGGGAGAAGGACAGGGGUCAUGGGAAGAAGAACAGCUGGUUUGGGGGAAGGAAGGAGUACGGAAGUGUGAAGAGCAGCUGGGCGAGCGGGAGUGCUAGCGUCGUCGGACUUGUCGCUGAUGGCGGUUCAAAAUUGGCCGGCUCUACCGACGAGCUAUAUGAAGUGGGCGAAGAAGCUGCCCUAGGGGCCGGUAGGAGGAGCCUGAGCGACACAAACGUCCCUCAGCUAUCGUUCGACACUGCGCCGGAGAUGGACCGGUCUGCCGAAACCACCCCAGUGGAAAGCGUUUCCUUCCCUUUAACGGAGUCGCUCGAGAGCGCACCUAGCCCAGGGCCGCUCAGCCCUAACUCGGUCACCCGCUCCUCUGCGGUGAGUAUGAGCGCUACCACACCGACGCAGCGCAACUCGCCAGGGCUCCCUAGGCGAUCGGGUAGGACAGUCAGCUCCACCAAUUUUCCUGACCCGGAUUCUUGGCCUUCGCCCUCCCCGAGCCCGUACAAGGAGGGCUCGAUCGCCUCCACCGGCAGUGGUAGUACCACCAGCACAGCACAACAGCAAGGACAAGGCACGAUCCUCGGAUCCUGGCGUGCGCGUGCGAGUGACAAGCAGGCACUUCAGGCGAGCGUGAACCAGGCUAAGGACGCGAUGAAGAAAUGGGGAGUAAGCUUUGCUGCGAAACGACGUGCCGGAGGGGGAGUGGUCGGGAGUAUGUUUGGCGGUGGGAAGGCCGGUGGUUCUCAGGAAGACGUGAGUUCUGAAGUGGACGACGAGCAGCCUGGUACCGAGCGGGGCCGAACACAAGAAACGAGGAACGGAGACAGUGCGAGGAAACAGAAUGACGACUCGUGGGGUUCAGCCCUGGACUCGGAGGGUGAACCUGGAACUUCCGGGCGGUCAUCCCGCCCCAGUUCGGUUUACAGCGAACGCACAUCCUCUUUCUCUGGCGGCGUUUCAGGCGGGAAGACCUCGCGUCCCGCGAGCGUGCGCUCUGUCUCUUCCACUGGCGGAGGAGGCCCGGCUGUCAAACCGGGGUUUGUUGUCCCUUCUGCGCCCCGUACUACAACGGAAUUGUCGACCAGUCCGCCAGCGGAGGACCCGCCUGUGCCUCCAAUGCCACGGAAGUCUCUGGAGGCUCCACCACCCCAGCCUGCGCCUACGCCUAGGAAGAGCCUCGAUGUUGCCAACGCCACCCCAGCGCGCAAGUCGGCCGAAGUGCCUGCGGUUGCUACCCCGGCACCGAGGAGGCUGUCCGAAAAUUCACCGCCCGUUCCCGCACCCGCUCUGAUGACCCUGCAGCCCGGAGUAGCUGGCCCUCUACGUGAUGCCCCCUCGCCGAUCCAUGUGCAACCUACGAGCGGGAUGACCAUGACUGUUCCCGGCAUCCAUGCAAGCCACAAGGGCGAGGUUAUGGCUAUGGGAAGCUCGCCGCCAGUACCGCCUAAGCCGGAACCGAAGCCGAUUGUUUCUAGCAUGUAUCGACUGUUCAAGAGGGAGGGGAAUGAGGCGCCUUCUGAGAGCACCGAGUCUGCACCAGCAAUGGUCACGAGCGGGACUUCGCCAGCAAAUUCGAUCAACGGGUCUCAUGAGUCUCCAGCCAAGUCGUCCUCGGCUUUGCCUGUACCUCCUGCCGCCACCCCAGGUGCGUCUCCUGAGCCGGCACCGGCACGUUUGCCAUCCCCGACUCCUCCGAAGCCAUUGCCGCCCACGGCACCCGCACUUCCUGCCAGGCCAUCGCCCGCCCAUGUGCCAUCGUCCGCCCAUGUGCCAUCAUCCGCUUAUGUGCCCGUCCCACCACCCGUACCAUCACCUGUGCCUCCUCCAGUGCCCGCUCGUCCUGUCCCUCCGGCGUUGCCAGCAAGACCUACGCCACCGCGACCCACACCUCCGACCCUCCCUCCUCGGCGCCCUACAAACAGUAGUACUAGUCCUACCAACAGCGCCAUCGCCACUUCCAUCAGCACAGCCUCUAUAACUCCCAUUCCGACGGUGGUGACUGAACCGCCUUCGAGUUCUUCUAAACUCACGGCCACAGCUCUGAAGGCCGAGAUACCUCCCGAUUCACCCACAGCUAGUGAGGCACUCCGGCAUGUGGCGGCGCGGCAUAACGCCCGAUCAUCUGUGGAUACCACUACUGAUGGUCCAUCAUCACCAUCACCUAUUCCCAACACGGUUGAAAAUGAUAUACUUUCAGAGACAAAGAAACUGGAUGCACCGUCAAUGACCCCUCCAUCACUGCCACCGAGGUCGACCUCCGCCAAAGCGAUGGCAUUCGAUCCCUCUCCCCCUCUCACAUCUUCGCAGGAUGUUGAAGCAAAAUUGGACUCUGAUUCCCGCGGCAGGUGCAGCGCAGGAUAA
Dacryopinax primogenitus is the source of this 4218-nucleotide messenger RNA. RefSeq lists its product as uncharacterized. Gene Ontology annotation, molecular function: lipid binding. Gene Ontology annotation, biological process: phospholipid transport. Gene Ontology annotation, cellular component: ERMES complex; endoplasmic reticulum. NCBI's taxonomy places the organism in Eukaryota, Fungi, Basidiomycota, Dacrymycetes, Dacrymycetales, Dacrymycetaceae. The coding region runs from base 1 to 4218 and encodes 1405 amino acids. The record is from RefSeq and is a predicted model, not a curated record. The transcript has 2 exons.